GUCAAUUGGACCUCAGGUGAAAUUGUUCCAAUAUAAACACCCAAAAUCUUGUUUGCCAUGGAUUGGGAGAGCUAUUUGAGUAGACUGUUUGAUUUAGAAGGAGCCAAGCUGUACGUGUCAGCCGGCAUGCCCUUUUUUAUUGGAUGCUCUCUGAUGUGCCUGUUUAUAUACGUGGUGAUGAUCAAGCAGAUUGGCCUCGUUAACAUAGUCAAUCAGGUGGGCAUGCAAGUGGGGCUGCAGCCCCUUAUAGGCCCUAAUUCACGUCGGCCAGGACGUUUGCGUAUGCAGGCCACUCCCCUGCCUUGUUACCUUCAGCUGAAAGAAUGUGCGCCGUCGGAAAUCAGUCUAAAGCACGUGCCGGUCAGCUUGAGCAGUAAGAGCGGCGCUCAGCUACAAAUGCGCGUCUUUUAUGGCGUAGACAUUGCCUUGUGUCAUCACGUCAUGGCUGGACCUUGGCCCUGGCUCAAAGACGCCUUUCUCAAUGGGCGCCCCUUUGGGCAGGACGGCUGUCUAGAUGUGUCAGAGCACUUGUCGGUCAGCUUGAGCGAGGGUGAGACGCGGGAGCUCAUUUUGCCGCGACCAAGCAGUGGCCACUGGAUGGACUUAGGCCGGAGCUCCCCGCGUAAUAAAUAUCCCAUUGUGCUGGUCAGCUUAACCGGUUUGGAUGGAGCGAAGGCGGUAGUGGCUACCUUUCAUGUUAUCCAUAUACAAGAUGAAGUGUGCACACUGCCCACCCAGAUCUUGGCUUCCUAUGUUAAGCGAGGUGCGGGACCCCUUGUGCAUUUGGACAGAAUCUUUUACUCGGACUCUUUUCAAGACGAAAGAAAUUACAAUCUGUGCGUGGUCUGCCAAGAUUUUCCGAUAUCUCGCGUGAAUUUGCCGUGCAAGCAUGCCUGCGUUUGUCAACGAUGCUUCGGCAUGAUCCGAAACCUUUGUCCCAUGUGCCGAAGCCCGAUUCAGCAUUAUUUCCUCAUCAAAGGCGAAAAUCAUAAGGCUACCUGGGUUCUACCCCAUCCAACGCAAUAGAAGACCUCAUCAGAAUAAAAGAAAAGAUUACCCCUGAUUAUGAUCUGAUAUGUACCUGCUGUUGUCGUCGUUGAUUAAAAUGUUCCCAAUGAACCAAAACGUGCGAACAAAUAAUUGUGAAUAUCUAACCAUUCCAG
Tigriopus californicus is the source of this 1163-nucleotide messenger RNA. RefSeq lists its product as uncharacterized. The record is from RefSeq and is a predicted model, not a curated record. Bases 58 to 1026 code for a protein of 322 amino acids. NCBI's taxonomy places the organism in Eukaryota, Metazoa, Arthropoda, Copepoda, Harpacticoida, Harpacticidae. Gene Ontology annotation, biological process: negative regulation of cell growth. The transcript has a single exon.